Messenger RNA from Glossina fuscipes, 3952 nucleotides. RefSeq names its product zinc finger protein 91-like. Gene Ontology annotation, biological process: regulation of transcription by RNA polymerase II. Bases 61 to 3927 code for a protein of 1288 amino acids. NCBI's taxonomy places the organism in Eukaryota, Metazoa, Arthropoda, Insecta, Diptera, Glossinidae. The record is from RefSeq and is a predicted model, not a curated record. Gene Ontology annotation, molecular function: RNA polymerase II transcription regulatory region sequence-specific DNA binding; DNA-binding transcription factor activity, RNA polymerase II-specific. The transcript is spliced from 6 exons. Gene Ontology annotation, cellular component: nucleus.
UCAUUCAAAACAGGGAAAACGCUUGUUUAUUUAAUUAAGGAAAACACUGUAUAUUAAAAAAUGGAUACGUCAAGUUUGCAAGAAUGUAGCUUUUCGUGUUCUAAUUAUAAUUGUGAUUCUGGGGAGUUACCUUGCCUUUUGGAGGAGGAGGAUACACAAUGUGGUCACGUAUUCUAUAACGAAAUAACGCGCUUAUUAAAAUUUUAUUGUACAUUUUGUCAGGAAACCUACGAUAAUAUAGAUUACUUUUGUCAACAUUUAAGUGGACAUAUACGUGAAGUUCAGGAACACCAAGGAGGAGAAGAAGAGAAUGGUAAAGCAUUACCAAAAAUUGAGGAGGUUCAUCCAGAAGUCUAUGAUGAGCAGACCAACAUUAGCGAUUGCAAUAUCGAUGUUAUGAGAAUAGAAGAAUGUGAACAACUCGAUGAUAAUGAAAUGAUUAUCGAAGAAUUAGAUGAGACUGAAGCUUAUAAGGCUGAUGAAGAAGAAGAAGAUAUAUGUGAACCUACAAAUGGAUGCGUUUACUUGGACGAUGAUGAUAACAAUUCGAGUAUAUGUCAAUAUCAAAAUUUAACAAAUAAAUCGACUGAAGUUCAAGUUGAGAAAAAUGAAACGGCAAGUAAAAGCUUUGAGGAAUGCUUUUUAAAGGAGAUGAAUGUUGAGAAACUACGAUUUGAUCGGGUAUGUGUUAUACAGGAGGAUAAAGCGCAACAACGAAUAAAGCCAAAAAAAAAACCCACAAUGCAAGAGCUGUUGCGUUUUAAAGGAAAACGCAAAAAGGUGACCACUGUUAAAGUUAUUGCCGUUAAAAAUCGUAUUGCCGAGCUUUAUGAACGCAUAAAGAUCGAAGAACAAAAGCGAUCACAAGAUUCUUUGGCUCUCAAUCAGGAAUUUGCAUCUGAAAAUGCUUUAAUAGAACAGGAGACGAACGAAGCUAUAAAAGUCCUUAUUAAUGAAAAUUCUCAGUACGGAGAAGAAAAUGUUAUUACCAACCAGUUCAAUAAUAAUAACCUUGAAAAUAGUAAAUUGUCAGGCAAAGACAUUACUCGAAAGAUUAUAGGUGAAACGGUUAUAACUUUGAUACCAGAAGGUUCAAAAAUUCCUAAUACGUUACCUUCGCAAGUAGACAAUAUCGUUGAUCCAAAAAUUUUAAGAGAGAAUUUACAAAAUUCCAUAAGUUCUGACGACUCGGGCUUAGUUUCUGCUGGCUCUGAGACCGAAAACACUGUCUGCCCCGCAUGUGGUAAACGUUUUCGAAGCUCGUUUAGUUUAACUAUACAUAAACGUAUACAUUACUUGGAAUCGGACAGUGCUGUUAAAUUAGCGCAUAAAUGUUCUGAUUGCGACCAGCUUUUCAAUAAGAUUAGUCAGUUAAAGGAACACGUUGAAACUGUUCAUUAUCCAGAGGGCUUCAUUUGCAAAAUAUGCAAUCGUAAAUUAAGUAGUCUUUCGUUACUUGAGCGACAUAUGCGUAAGGUGCACCUAGAUCGUCCCUUUAAUUGUAAGCAAUGCGGGAAAAAUUUUGCAAACCGUCUGACUUACGACGAACAUGUAAUAUCGCACAUUUCGGGUAAGUUGUUUAAAUGUCACAUUUGUGGCCGUAAAUACCCAACUCAGUACUUUCUUGCGGAGCAUAUGCGAAAUCACAAAGAACAAGUACCACACACUUGUGUCGUAUGCGGUAAGAUUACUUUACGCAUAACGCAACAUAUGAAAAUUCAUACACCCAGACCCAAACGCUUACUUAGCUGCUCGGUGUGCGGAAAAGUGUUUAAUUUUAGUUCAGGUCUCAGUCAUCAUUUUAAAAUCAUGCAUAAAUCACCACGGCCACCACAAAAGACUAAAAGAGACUUAGCCACAAAUUCAACAAAACAUCGAAAACAGUUGCACACAGCUUACGAUGAAAAGCAAAAUGUUAGAGGCGAAAAUCAAAUUGUAGAAGAAAAUAUAACACCAAUUAAUUCACCAGACGUACACAAGCCUAUGACAAAUUAUAUUCUCCAAGAACAGAAUUUUGUUAAUCAGAAAGAAGAAGAGGCAAAACGUGUUAUUGUUGAGCUCAUACAGAAUUCAACUUAUACCUCAUUUUUACCCGCUAAUGCUUCAAAUAUAUUAGAAAUUACUCCACCGAUCGCCAGAGAAGAAACUAUUUCGGCGGUUGAUAGUAUCGUCAACGGUUUUAUAACGAGAAAGAGCACAUCAAAAACUUUUAAUUUGCAAAAUUGCUUCUCGUAUUUGUUAAACGAAAUUAUGUUAAAAACUUUACCGAUAAUUAAAUUCAAUGAUGUUUCUAAAGAGAAAUGCGGUGAAAUUUUCUGCCACCGUUCAAAGGAAUUCACAAUAUAUUGUACACUUUGCGACAUGAAAUCCUUUGAUUUUACUGAUUUUUUAAUUCAUAUUGAAAAUGUGCACUUCAAUGACAAUCUAUUGAAAUUGGAAAAUCCUAGCAUGGGUUAUACGAAUUUGUUGGGAAUGAAUGUUAAAAAGGAGAACGUCUUUGCAGAACACGAAGCUCCAGGGGAAGAGAUAUGCUGCGACAAUAGAUUAGAUAUUUUAAAUGGCACCAGUAGUGUUGAAAGUGGCAAUGAAGAUAGUGAAGAAGUGCUAACUGUAUUAAAGAGAACUGAAGGGAGAUCAAGAGUAACAAGUAGUAAAAGGAAACAUAAUAAAGCUAAAGCGAAUUGCAGUCGUUCAGAUAUGGAUAAAAAUAGUAAGCCAGCGAAUACGACCAAGGGUUUAAAGUGUCAUCAGUGCAUUCAUUGUAGUAAAACUUUCGUUAACUAUGGCCUGCUAAAAAUACACGUCGCUAGAGUUCACAAAAGUUUAGCUAAAAAGAAGGAGAGCGUUGCCCGGCUAAAACUGAUAAAUGUUGAAACACCUGUAGAUGAUCCAGUCGUAGAAAACCAGAAGUUGUUAGGCGAGUUAGUGAUUGCUGAAAAUACGAAUGAGAAAUAUAAUAAAGAUGUUGAUAAUAUUAAUUCAGAGGAGCGUGAUGAUAACCAGGCUUCAGAUGGUGAUUAUGAACCCGAUUUAGACAAUACUGUCGAUAACAAGAGGAGCUUUCAAUGCGAAGAUUGCGACAAAACAUUAAGUAGCUGCGCUUCUCUAAGAGCACAUACUGCUAGAUAUCAUGAAACAAGGACUAAAAAACCAAAGGAAUCAAACAAUGAAAUGCCAUGUAUUGAAUGCGAGGAGAUGUUUGCAAAUCAAAAGCUUUACGAUCGCCAUUGCGUUGAGGUACACGACGGUUUCAAAUGUUCCUUGUGUGAGAAAAGGUUCAAAAUACGUUAUAGCUGUAAACGUCACGAACUGCUGCAUAAUAAGAUAAAAGAAUUCAUUUGCUCCUUUGAAGGUUGCAAUAAAAGUUUCACGGAACACUAUUACCUAAGACGCCAUCAAGACGUACAUCAAACUGAACGUAACUUUAUAUGUAAUUUUGAAAAUUGUGGUAAGGCAUUCCAUGCUAAACGUCGUUUAUGGCAACAUCAGAAAAUACAUACGAAACCCAAAAAUUUUAUUUGCGAUAUGUGCGGCUAUAGUUGCCGCGAAAGAGUCACAUUACGCGUGCAUCAACGCAUACAUACGGGUGAGAGACCGUACGUUUGUAAGGUCUGCAAUAAAACAUUCAUAUCCAGCUCGUCGCUAGGUGAUCAUAUGGCAUCACAUGCAAGUACUCGAACACAUGUAUGUAAGGUAUGCAACGCACGUUUUGCGCGACCAAAAGCCCUAUAUCAUCACAGCUUUUUACAUUUGGAUGUGAAAAAAUUCAAAUGUAGGUUAUGUGGAUGUGCUUAUAAACAAGCAGCUGGAUUAGCUGGACAUAUGAGGAAACAUAGAGAGGAAGAUAUUAUGAUGAUGAUGCCGCUAGAGUCGAGAAUUUCAUUGUCGCCAGAUAAAAAGAAUCUAUUCACCGGAUUUCUUAGUUAAAAAGAAUUCGAUCAUAGAUUUUUUA